UCUGAACUAUCCUCUCAAGCUCACAUCCAAUCCCUGUCAUCUCUCGCCUCAACUACUGCAACUCAGUCCUCAUUGGCUUACCUUUACAUAGGCCACCCCUCCUCCAUUCCAUCAUGAAUACUGCUGCCAGGCUCAUCCACCUUACCAACCGGUCAGUGUCUACUACCCCUCUCUGCCAAUCCCUCCACUGGCCUCCACCCCUCUCUGCCAAUCCCUCCACUGGUCUCCAUUCAGUGUCCUCCACCCCUCUCUGCCAAUCCCUCCACUGGCCUCCAUUCAGUGUCCUCCACCCCUCUCUGCCAAUC
Messenger RNA from Staurois parvus, 305 nucleotides. The record is from the annotation of a GenBank genome assembly. NCBI's taxonomy places the organism in Eukaryota, Metazoa, Chordata, Amphibia, Anura, Ranidae.